Pseudomyrmex gracilis is the source of this 535-nucleotide messenger RNA. RefSeq lists its product as uncharacterized. The record is from RefSeq and is a predicted model, not a curated record. NCBI's taxonomy places the organism in Eukaryota, Metazoa, Arthropoda, Insecta, Hymenoptera, Formicidae. The coding region runs from base 17 to 208 and encodes 63 amino acids. The transcript has a single exon.
AUUCGAAAUUUAAGAAAUGGGGAGACGUGUGGGAAGCAGCAAAGAUUACAAUUUAAGACUCAUCGACGAGAUCUACAGUCAAGUUCCAGCCUUCACCGAUGUGUUUGACGAAGAGACCUGGUAUAUUUUUGUCGCGUGUUUCGUUGCGGCCACCUUACUGGUGGCAUUUAUUCUCUCGAGAUACAUAACUAUAAAGCCCCUCGAUUGAGGAAUUAAAAUUCAUCAAGAUGUCUCGCGUGUAUCGUUAUCGAAAGUUCUACGUGCGUAUGUGUCAUUGAUGUGUGUGGGUGUGUGCGUAUAAAAUUUUCACGCACACGGCAAUUAUGUCAACUCCGUACGAUAACAAAUUCUUAUUCUCACGCGAUUAGCAAGAGUCGCUGCGCUGAUUAGUAUCGCAAGAAAAGAUGUGCAAUUUUGUGAGUGUAAUGUGUUACAGAUCGCUCGUGCGCUCUAACAAAUCAAUAAAAAGCGUUCGAAAGCAACUUCUGUGGGAAAUGUAUUUGCAGAAAUCAAACCCUGUUUUUAAUUUACUUUC